This is a messenger RNA of Oryza brachyantha (malo sina), 1658 nucleotides long. RefSeq names its product D-glycerate 3-kinase, chloroplastic. Bases 205 to 1467 code for a protein of 420 amino acids. NCBI's taxonomy places the organism in Eukaryota, Viridiplantae, Streptophyta, Magnoliopsida, Poales, Poaceae. The transcript has 12 exons. Gene Ontology annotation, cellular component: cytoplasm. Gene Ontology annotation, biological process: photorespiration. The record is from RefSeq and is a predicted model, not a curated record.
GAGGAGUGGGCAAAGCGGCGAACCACGGUUUGACGGCCUCGGCUCUCGCGAGAAAGCGACCGGCGGAGUGCCGCGCUGCAGGAACUGCAUCGAGAGGCUCCCUGCACUCCGCGCCCAAUCCUGAAAAAUCCCCUCCGCCCGCCCACCUCCACCCCACGUCCUCCCCGCAGUCCCGCCCACUGCACGUCGAUCCGGGAGAGCGCGAUGACGCCGCUCCAUGCCGCCCCGCACCAUGCCGCCGCCGCCGCGGUCGUCUCCUCGCCCAACUCCGCGCCGCUCCUCCGCGCCAAGCCUUACCAUCCCAGGGCGGCGGCGGCGGCGAUGGCCUCGGCCUGCUCCCUCACCGUGACCGCCACCACUCCGUCGAGAAAAGCUUUCCUGUCAUGCCCGGAUCACGGCCAGGCGGGGGUGGCGCCGCCGCGCUCCGCCCCGGCGUCGCCCCCGGCGCUCAUCUCCUCCGUCCAGGACCUGUACGACUUCAUCUGCAGCGGCCCGCUCGUGGAGAGGAUCGGCUACACCAAGGAGAAGAUCGCCGAGUCCAUCGACCGGUGGCUGCGCUGCGGGGUGCAGGUGGCGCGGCUGUUCCGCCUUAACGAGCUCCACCUGUCGGAGUCGGAGAAGGCCAGGAUAUACCACUUCUACAUCCCCGUCUUCCUCUGGUGCGAGGACCAGGUCACGGAGCACAGGUCGAAGUACAACGAGGGGGACGAGAUCCCGCCAUUAGUGAUUGGGGUCAGCGCUCCCCAAGGCAGUGGGAAGACAACUCUUGUUUUCGCGCUUGAUUAUCUUUUUCGGUUUUCUGGUAGUAAAUCUGCCACAUUAUCUAUUGAUGACUUCUAUUUGACAGCAGCAGACCAGGCUAAAUUGAGGGAAAGUAAUCCUGGAAAUGCUCUUCUCGAGUUUCGUGGAAAUGCUGGAAGCCAUGAUCUCCCGUUCUCUGUUGAAACACUCGAAUCCCUGACUAAACUAACUAAAGAAGGUAUGAAGAUGAAGGUUCCACGGUAUGACAAGUCUGCUUUUGGCGGAAGAGGUGAUCGGGCUGAUCCUUCAACAUGGCCAGAGGUUGAAGGGCCCAUAGAGGUGGUUCUUUUUGAAGGAUGGAUGCUUGGAUUUAAACCUCUUCCAAAUGAAGUUGUGAAAGCAGUGGACCCUCAGCUUGAGGUGGUUAAUAAGAACCUUCAGGCAUAUUACGAUGCAUGGGACAGGUUCAUUGGGUCUUGGAUGGUCAUAAAAAUAAAGGAACCUAGCUGCGUAUACCAGUGGAGACUGCAGGCAGAGAUAGCUAUGAGAGCAGAUGGGAAGCCAGGAAUGUCUGAUGAGGAGGUUAUGGAUUUUGUAUCACGCUACCUACCAGCAUACCACGCAUAUUUGCCGACGCUAUACAAAGAGGGACCAAACGGCUCGAACCCGGAGCACCUGCUGGUCAUUGACAUAGACGAACAGAGGAAUCCCAUGUGGGGUAGAUGAGUCCUGAAUGUAAAAAAUGCUGAGAUGGAUUCUCUGACCCGUAGUGGAGUUUGGGGUCUCUGAUCUUUCUGAGACCACAUGUUCCGACCAAGCGCCACUAGACCCUUCGUUUUUAUGGUUCGAACAAGUGUUAAACGUGUAAAUUUGAUGUAUACGAAAUCUCUCUGUCUAUUCAUAAGGAAAUCGGAAUC